AGACCUUCCCUUGAAAAUUUCCACCAAAUCAAGGAAGAAACAUAACAUAACACACACAUGAAGAAUUCCAGGAUGAAAAGGUUUGUGUCUCUUCCUGUGUUAGGAGUGUUGUCGUUGAUGCUAUUUGUGUAUUACACAACAAUCUUCAUCCUCCUUGAUGAUUGGGUCGGUUUACGCACUUCUCCUGGCACAUUGAAUUCCUUCUUCUUCACUCUCUUCGCUUCUCUCUCCCUUUUCUCUUUCUUUCUUUGCGUUCUCACUGAUCCUGGUCAUGUUCCUUCUUCCUUUUAUCCUGAUGAUGUUGAAUCCACCGCAAAUGCCAAAGAUAAUGCAGAACAGAAGAAAUGUGACAAAUGCUUUGGAUACAAACCUCCAAGGACUCAUCAUUGUCGAGUCUGCAGAAGGUGUGUUCUGAAAAUGGAUCAUCACUGCUUGUGGAUAAAUAAUUGUGUUGGUUAUUGGAAUUAUAAGGCUUUCUUCGAUUUUAUAUUUUAUGCCACCUUAGCAAGUAUUUAUUCUAUGGUCCUGUUUAUAAGCUAUGUACUUCAGAAGGAAUGGGGACACAAUAAAGAGAGUUCUCUUAAGCUCUUUUAUGUCAUGUAUGGAACGAUAGUGGUGGGCUUGACCAUAACCCUUUUGACUCUUACUGGAUGGCAUGUCUACCUUAUUCUUCAUAACAUGACAACCAUAGAGUAUUAUGAAGGAAAUCGUGCAAAAUGGCUGGCUACGAAGACUGGACAGAGCUACCGGCAUCCAUACAACAUUGGCGCAUACAAAAACAUUACAUUGAUUUUAGGUCCAACCAUGCUGAAGUGGUUAUGUCCUACAGCAGUGGGUCAUCUGAAGGAUGGAGUUAGUUUCCCUACAUUACGUGAUAAUUCAUAAACCUUUUGUAUCGGACAAAGUACCCAGUCAACAGAAGGUCAUGCCUAUUGGUUUUGAAAUGAAGAAUUGAAAGCUCUUUCAUCUGAAUUUGAUUCUCAGACGACAGUUUACAGAGAAAAGGCAAUUGAUCCUGUAUGCAAGCAUUGAAAAGUAAGCUUACACAAUACCUUGAUAGACCCCUCUACCAAAAAUGAGUAACUUUAGGUCUUUUAUCAGCUAGGCUCCAUCAUAGAUUGUUGAGAAUAGAAAAUUUAUUUGCAGAUCAUGUAAAUCAGGUGAAUAUUUUUCUGUGAUUUUAUUCAUGGCAAUUGGUUUUUUUAGCACA
Messenger RNA from Medicago truncatula (barrel medic), 1210 nucleotides. Its product is annotated as probable protein S-acyltransferase 15. Gene Ontology annotation, molecular function: palmitoyltransferase activity. The record is from RefSeq and is a predicted model, not a curated record. The transcript has 7 exons. The coding region runs from base 58 to 885 and encodes 275 amino acids. NCBI's taxonomy places the organism in Eukaryota, Viridiplantae, Streptophyta, Magnoliopsida, Fabales, Fabaceae.